AUGUUAUGGAAGCUUGAAACGUCUGAAUUGUAUGGAGAACUCGUAGACAUGGAUUCGGCUUGGCAAUUGGAUGACGAGGAUGACGACGACUGGGAUAGCGAUUCUGAUGCUCCUUCUUCGGCGUCAAAGGAUCCCAUUAUUAUUCAGUCGAUAGAGGAAGGGCCGGUGUAUUCGAUUGACAAGCACGGCCAAACAGUAGCUGCAGUUGUGGGUCAAACCGUCCUCGUCUGGGAAUUUUGGUCGUCCAAUGGGGCAUGUCUGAUACCCAUCAAGACCCUAUCUCUACCAGGCGACUACCAAGAAACUCUAUAUACAGUUUCUUUAUCCGACGAUUUUCUUGUAUCUGCGGGAUUAGGAGAGUGCUUAUUUGUAUGGACCACGGAUACAUGGGACUUGGUCCAUACCGUUUCGGUAGCCAGGACGAAGGAAUCUUGUUUGGCCACAUGUUGUGUUAUGACUAGUAACUGGAUGCCGAAUGAAAAGGGAGUCUUAGCUUGCGGUGGCUACGAUGGCUGUAUUUCAUUGUGGCGACUCGCCCAUCGUUUGGAAAGUGAGGGUUGA
Molecule: messenger RNA, 561 nt
Organism: Cylindrotheca closterium
Lineage: Eukaryota; Bacillariophyta; Bacillariophyceae; Bacillariales; Bacillariaceae
Source: the annotation of a GenBank genome assembly